Dalotia coriaria is the source of this 3285-nucleotide messenger RNA. RefSeq names its product Ligand-gated chloride channel homolog 3 (gene Lcch3). NCBI's taxonomy places the organism in Eukaryota, Metazoa, Arthropoda, Insecta, Coleoptera, Staphylinidae. Gene Ontology annotation, cellular component: neuron projection; GABA-A receptor complex; plasma membrane. The record is from RefSeq and is a predicted model, not a curated record. Gene Ontology annotation, molecular function: neurotransmitter receptor activity; extracellular ligand-gated monoatomic ion channel activity; GABA-A receptor activity. Bases 421 to 1911 code for a protein of 496 amino acids. Gene Ontology annotation, biological process: chemical synaptic transmission; regulation of membrane potential; signal transduction. The transcript has 8 exons.
GCGUUUGUCAUCAGCUGCAAAAUUUGCUCCACUCUCGAGGCCGCAGCAUCCCACCGCUUCGCAGCACUGCGAAAUGUGCGAAAUUGUGCACCGAGCGACGGCUGCAAAUUUAACCAACGCGCGUUACAACGCCGUCUCUAGACUCUACAACGAAGUAUUCCACUAACAUUAGAUGCUAGAUCACCUGCGUUAGUGCACUACCAAUUGACGUUGUUGUAUUGUAAAUAAAUAAAUAAUGUGAUGGCGGUAGUAAAUAAACUCAACAAAGGUGACGUAUGUCGUGAGUUGAUGGUCGCGUGAGACCGUUGUGGGGUAGGACCGUUUUUGGAAGACGAUUGAGUGAGGCCCCAUCGAUGUGGUUGAGGGUUAGUGGAACACAACGCGGUUUCACACGUUUGGUGGACGAUUUUGUACCGCAAGAUGAUGCUGUGGCUGUUUCUGGUUGCUGUGUGCAAAGAUCUUCAACCGUCCGACGGUGUUCACAGAAAUAUGGUUUCAGACCGUCUCGAAAACGUCACCCAAACGAUAUCCAAACUUUUGGAGGGUUACGACAUUCGGUUACGACCCAAUUUUGGAGGUGAACCGCUCUACGUUGGUAUGGAUCUAACAAUUGCCAGCUUCGAUGCUAUUUCAGAAGUCAAUAUGGAUUAUACCAUCACGAUGUAUCUGAAUCAAUACUGGAAGGACGAACGAUUGGCGUUCAGCAGCGAGGAUGAGGUGCUGACGUUAUCGGGGGACUUUGCCGAAAAAAUCUGGGUGCCGGACACGUUCUUCGCCAACGAUAAAAGCAGUUUUCUGCAUGACGUCACCGAACGCAAUAAAUUGGUGCGGUUAAACGGCGAAGGUGGUAUUACGUACGGUAUGAGAUUCACUACCACUUUAGCUUGUAUGAUGGACCUACAUUAUUAUCCAUUGGACUCACAAAAUUGUACAGUCGAAAUAGAAAGCUAUGGCUAUACAGUUAUGGAUGUUCUAAUGUACUGGAUGGAUACACCAGUAAGAGGAGUAGAAGAAGCCGAGCUGCCGCAGUUUACAAUUAUUGGUUAUGAGACCAACGACAGAAAAGAACGACUUGCUACUGGAAUCUAUCAAAGACUUUCGUUAUCUUUUAAACUGCAGCGGAACAUAGGUUAUUUUGUCUUUCAAACGUAUCUCCCUAGUAUUUUGAUUGUAAUGUUAUCGUGGGUUUCAUUCUGGAUUAAUCACGAAGCGACAAGUGCAAGAGUAGCAUUAGGUAUUACGACGGUUUUAACAAUGACAACAAUAAGUACAGGAGUUCGAAGCUCACUCCCACGCAUCAGUUACGUGAAAGCCAUCGAUAUAUACUUGGUAAUGUGUUUUGUUUUCGUCUUUGCCGCGUUGUUGGAGUACGCCGCCGUAAAUUACACGUACUGGGGAGCUCGCGCAAAGAAAAAAAGCAAAAAGGUGAAAGAAGACGAGAAGAAACUGGGGACCACGAUAAAAACAGCCAGCCAUACGAACGCCAGCGCCACCGAGCAUGCAAAUGGCGGUGGUGGAGGUGGAGGAAGCGGUAACGAAGACAUCAUUGAGCUGCAGGACGUACGGCUCAGCCCCAUCGCGUCGAUACGCAACCGACACAAUACAAAAGCAGCCGCCGGCGGUUGCGGCGAGAUCGAUCCGACGCGUUUUCCGCCCAGCUUCAGAAUCUCGCGUUCUACGGCAUACUGCAUCAAUCCGCGAGCGCCAGGACUAAGAUAUCGCGGCGCCAGAGGAAAUCCCGUUCACAAGCCCAAAGUGCUCCACGCAAUAAAACGCGGCGCUUCGGUGCUGAAGGCGUCAAUGCCGAAAAUCAAAGACGUCAACGUCAUCGACAAAUACUCGCGGAUCAUCUUCCCGGUAGCGUUCAUGCUGUUCAACGCCGGCUACUGGAUAUUCUACUUCAUCGAAUAAAUACAUGUAAGAAUAGAAUCUGAUAAUAUCAAGCGAAAACAGGAACAAAAACGAAAUUUCCGAGUUAACUCCGGAAAGGUUUUUACAACGCCAGCAUUGUGUAAAUAGCAUAAAUACGAACACGCACAUCACCAACAAAACAUUUUGCUAGCUGCGACAAUUUGACACUCUGCAUGCGUGCGAAACGAAGUCGAGAAUAAUUGAAGUAUUCGGCGAUAACGAAUUUAGCGUUAAUGUUCAGCGUACAGAUAAAAGCGGAUUUUGCAGUUGGUUGCAUUUACUAAACAAAUGUAAUUGAUGUAUCGCUCGAAAUAAAGCGUUGAUGGAUUGUUUACGUAUAGACUUUGGCAAACAACAUUUGUGAAUUGUGACAAGUUUUUGGGAACACGGGACUUCCUUUGAAAAACUAAAACAACAUGUAUUAGUAAUUGUACUUGUACAUACCAAUAGUGUGUAAUGUAAUCGCAGAACAAAAAGUUUACAAUUGAAAAUCGAAAUUUACGCUGAAAAUUUUAAAAUGACCAAUAAUUAUCGAAAAUUUAUUGAGCAGAUAUUGAGAUUGGCUUCAUAUUUUUAACUUGCAGUCAAUUGUAGGCUGCGAACUUAAAAUGGAAAUGCAAUUGGCGUCGUUCGAAUCGACUGGAUUGAAAAGCGGGUUAGAACCAAAAGAGAUUUAUCAAACUAAAUAUUUAAAUAAAUACAAAUAUGGUAAAGUGGAGUAGGUGUUUAACUAUUUAAUGGUGCAAUAUUUUUUUAGUUACUUAAUUAAAUAUUAAGUUAAGAAAAUGUUUAUAACACAUUUUAAUCAAAUUUGUUAGGAAAUAUAUUUAAUCAAGCUUCUAUUAUCUUUCAAUUUAUAUUGGCAUACAUAUGAAUGCACCUGCAAUAGUUUUUCACUUACAUCACUUUACUUUAUAUAAGUAUGUACUACUUGUAAUGUGUACUUACCUACGUACGGGUAGUUGGAAGUGAUUCAAUAAUAUUAAGAAAAGCGCAUUAUAUUAAUCGGAUUAAAUAAACCUCUCUGUUUCUGCUCAGCAAAAUAUUAUUAUUAUAACUUACAUUAUAUAAAAAAAAAGAUUUAUAUUAUUGUUAUCCGAUAAAAUAUAUUUAAUAAGACUCCACUCGCUGAGCAUUUAAUAAAGUUCAAACAAGCAAAAAAAAAAAACAAGAAAAUUUUAAAUAUUCAGGAUAUUUGAAUUUAAAUUCAGAGUUCCUUUUAUUAACGUUAUGUCAUGUUAAACACAAAAUUAUUAAAAUUAUAUCGAAGAAAUAUAAAAAAAGUUGUCAAUGACAAAGAUUGAAAAUUUAUGAUGGCUGUUCAAAACAGAAUUUUAUUUGAAAUACAUUUAAAUAAACGUAUAAACAUUAAAA